AUGGGCAAGAAGGUACUCGUAGACGACACGGACGAGAGGAUCCAAUACAAUGGUAUUGGGUGGAAGCCGUUGUUCAGCCCGUUCGGCGACACAACAAACGAGUACAAUCAAACGUUGCAUUACAGCCGUAAUCCAGGGUCAACAAUGACCUAUACGUUCAAUGGAACUCGAAUUACAGUGCUCGGUACAUUCGUCUCGCCUUUGACUUUGCCCGCAUCAACGUACAGUAUUGACGAAGGGACCCCCUCUUUCAUAAAUUCCACCGGUGAUAUGCCGCAUUUUGGGUCAACGACCAAGUGGCCCCUUGCUCAUGUCCCUUUCUACACCUCGCCGAUCCUCCCUCACGGCCAGCACACUCUCCACGUCAGUGUAGAUGUCGCAGUCAACCAAACAUAUUUUUUCGACUAUCUUAUCAUCGAGGUAGAUGACGACGCGGCCAACAUGGGAGCAGUGGCGGUAGACGACCGGGACCCAGCCGUCGUCUAUACAGGGCUCUGGGACCAUUCGACGCCAUGGCUCCUCGAGUAUGAUACGACAUCAUCGCGCGCCAACGUCGGUCAGAACCUGACCGCAUCCUAUUCGUUCAUCGGCAGCGCGAUUGCAGUCUACGGGACGAUUCAGGGUGACUACGGCCCCUUGCCCAUUAUGAGCUGCACACUAGACCCAUCUCGAGAACCCGCUUCUAGCGAUGCCCAAGUCUUCACCCGCACCGAUGUCUUUUCGGUCUCUGGUUCUGUCACCCAACACAAACACCAUCGACUCUGUUUAUUCGAAGAUCUGCAAGACAUACCAGGGAAAAACAGAGGCGAACACGAAAUAGUCCUUUCAUCGCUUCCUGAGGCAUUGAGCCCAUGGCGCUUUGACAACUUCGUGUACCUCCCCGUAGGGAGCACAUUGCGUUUCAACUCCAGUGCGUCAAACCCCGUAGUCACAGGCAAUAGUAUGGAGGUGACAUUUGGACCAUUGACCACAAACUCGACACAUCAGCCCCAGAGUGAGAAGACUAAUACACCGUCAAUCAUUGCGGGUGUCGUCGUCGGAAUAGCUAUUAUCGCUCUGCUAGGUACCAUUGUUCUUUGGUGCCGAUGGAAGAAGAGGAGGGUGCUUACGCAUGGCAAGGGGAAUGGAAAACUGAACGGCUUAGGCCAUUAUGCACCGUACGUGAUCCACUAUGUUCCACAGUAG
Messenger RNA from Serendipita indica DSM 11827, 1185 nucleotides. The record is from the annotation of a GenBank genome assembly. NCBI's taxonomy places the organism in Eukaryota, Fungi, Basidiomycota, Agaricomycetes, Sebacinales, Serendipitaceae.